AAUAAUUUGUAAAUAAAAGAAUUUAAAAAUGGUCGACAAAAUCGAAAUGAUGGUGGCUUCUAGCAAUGCAUCUCUUAGCUCGAAUGAAGAAGCUAAGGCAAAGAGCAAGUCUGUGUGCAUACUGCCUCCCCGUCCGGGCACAGCAGUGAUGACCUACCAGGAAUUGCAUAUACCACGGGAACAAUUGACGGCCGCCUUCUAUCCCAUACAGGAGGCCCAACGUUGGCUAACUUUGGUGGGGAAAAACGGUAAAGGUCAUCGCUUUCCCUUGCCAACAAUAUUGCCAAAAGUGAUACAGACCCGUUUUGUGCCCAAGCGACAUUUGCCCAAGGAUGUGGAAGUGGAUCGCCGUCGACGGCAAUAUCAGAAGAUAAAUCUCACCGAGGAACUGGAAAAGGCUGGUCUCACCGAUGAUGUGCUACAACCCACCGAGGAGCAAUACAAUGUAAUGUCCGAAUUUGCCUUUCCCCACAAGUUUCCCUUGAGCUUCUUCGAUGAUAGUAACUUCGAUAUAAAUUCACCGGAAGCCUGGUUUGAACUCGGCAUAGUGGGCGACACACAUUAUCCAUUGCCAGCCCGUGCCUAUUUGCCCUACAAUCUGAGUUUAUUAAGUUGCCAAUGGGUUUUGGCAGCUGUCACUUCCUAUAACAACGACACAGGUCUCUGGACCUUGCAUUCACUGGAAGACGAUUGCAUAUACGAGGUGCCAAAAUUGCAAUUUAUGUUCUUGGCCGAAGAUCCUCACAAGUAUAUCAAACGUCUGCGGGCGGCUGUCAAUGAAAGGCAUAAGGGAGAGCAACUUAUGUUGAUGGAAUUGAUUGUAGAUUGCGUCCUGCACGAGGACAUUGAAUCAACUAAUUUCUACAACUUCAAACCAGUCGAGGAUAUACUGCAGGCAUCUAAGGUAUCCGAACAAUGCAAAAGACGUCUUCGUUCUGAAGUUAAUUUGGUAUUCGAACGCCUAAUGGCUUUAUAUGAACUGGAACAGUUUAUUAUCAAAAUGCCCAAAGAGUUUCCACAAUUUCGUAAUAUUAAUCUUAAAGAAUUUGUGGCUCAAUCAUUUCGUGUGGAAUUCUCAGAGCAGGAGAGACAAAGAAUCAAAGCACUUCGUUUGGCCAUCGAGAAGAAACGUUAUGCCUAUCUCAAGGCCACAUUAUACUAUUGCAUUGGAGGCAUUGAGGCAAUGAUGGGUGUAGCCAUUGAAUGUCAAUAUAUUGAGACCCUUUCCAUUUUCACCUGUAGUUUCAGUAAGCCAUUGGCCUUAUCCGAUUUCCUGCAAUCUCAGGAAGCACAUAGUGAUAAUACGGCUACGUUUCUGAAGGUCUAUUGGCCACAGCAAAUAACCACAGUGAUCACUGUGACUCUAAGGGCAUUGGGCAAGGGUUGGCUGGAUAUUAGUUUCAACAAUUGGACUGUCUAUGAGAUGUGCAAAAUAUCAAGAUUUAUAUUACAAGUUAAAUUUCGCAUGCAAGAGUCUAUGGAGGUUUUGUUGGAGUCAUCUUUGAAUAAUUUUGCGCAUUUUGUUUGUGAUCCUUGCCUACAAUUCUUGAACCUGAAACCGCAUUAUAAAUGGACAAGUGAUUUUAUUGAAACCGAAUUUCCAUUUCCCAAACCCGUUUUCGCCAUGACCCUGAGCAUAAGUGAUGAUCGUAAAGUUUUCUACUCCACCGAUCCGGAUGAGUUUCUGCCCUCUUUGGUGGACAUUUUCAAAAGGGGUCUGGAAAAGAGCGCGGGGGUGCGUUGCAUAGAUUCCGAUGUAAUGACUGGGAUGAAAUUUGCCCCGAAUUUAUAUCUUUUAACGGUGGAGCUAAUUGAGGAUCGAUAUUUGGAACAAGAUGCUUUAAUACGAAAAUGUUACACAAAGUCUGUAAUACCACUGAGAGCUUAUGCUAAGCUCUAUGAGAGAUUCAUUGACUUCUAUCUCUUGCCAGUGAAUCAAUAUAUGACAGAUUAUGUUACAACGCGUAAACCCUCAUCCCAGGUCAAAGCCGACAUACUGGAACAUAAGCGACAAAAGGAAGAACUACGAGAAAUUCUCCCGGCGUAUAUAACCAUCGGUCCGUUUUACAUUAAUGUGGAUACAACGAAACAAAUUAUGAUUAAAAAACAUAUUGAAAUCAUACGACGUAUUUUCGAAUACUAUGUGGAUCGUAUGUACGAGACAAAUGAUGCAAUACUCGAUCGUUGUAUUGAGGUCCAUCGCAAAAUUGCCGAACGUCCAACCAGUAUUGAACAUUUGUACGAGAUUCGUGAUUAUGCCCUAACAGUGCCCGAAAUUGUCGAACAAUUACGGGCUGAUAUACAGAUCAUGUGGUUGGAAUAUGAUCUUUUGGAUAGUUUCUUCUAUAAUCUAAGUGAUCAUCAAUUUGCCAUGAAAUGGAAUGCCUUUGCCUGGCCCCAUCAGAUCACAGUGCGUUUAUCCACCCUCAAGGAAGAGCAGAAAAUUGAUAUUGAAGAGUUUCUGCGACAACAUGCCAGCGAGUGUCAGGCCUUUGAGGAGCGUCUGGAAUCCCUUAACGAUGAAGUUCAGGCCUUCUCCUUGGUCUUCAAGGCGGAUCGUGCCCAAGAGACCUCAGUGGAUGUGAAGAAAACGUUUGCCCUGAUUAAGGAACUAGAGAAACUCGGACAAACACUGCAAUUUCGCCAGGAAUUGUUUGAGCUGGAACCGUUGUCUACAGAAUUUCUGGAAAGUAUUGUGGCUAGCUUUUCGCCAUACAAACUCCUUUGGUAUGCCUGCGCGAAUUUCCAAAAAUUGGAGGAGGCCACUCUGGGUAAUCCGAUAGCUCAAGUCGAUUUGGAUGAUGUCUGGGCGCAUCUGAUGGAAUAUCGCAACGAUCUGGUUGAAUCGGUAAACAACUUCAGUGAAAAACCCGAAAUAAUGGAUGUGGCUAACAUUUUUAUUGGCAAAAUCGAUGAAUUUAUUCCUGUUUACAAUAGUGUCAAAGAUUUGCGCAAUGAAAAUUGGAUGUAUUUGCAUUGGGUCGAACUUAGCCAGUUAGUUGGUCAGGAUAUUAAGUAUACUGUGUCAAUGAACUAUCAGUAUUUGGUACGUAAAGGCAUUUUGGAUCAUCUACCGGAAGUGCAUGAUAUAUCUGUGAGGGCCAAUGAAGAGGCUGAGGAAAUACGAAGAGCUAUUGAAGAGGAGGAAAAAAAUAAACAAGCCGAAUUGGAUGCCUUGCUAUUACGAAAACAAUUGCGCAAAUGUCGCAGAGAUAUUCUUUAAAUUACAUUCACCACUUUGAGAUGCAGUAAUUCUCAAUUUGAACAAUAAAGAAAUUACACACUUAUUUGAA
This is a messenger RNA of Drosophila willistoni, 3293 nucleotides long. It is a transcript of the gene sac, whose product is annotated as dynein axonemal heavy chain 1. The record is from RefSeq and is a predicted model, not a curated record. Bases 29 to 3223 code for a protein of 1064 amino acids. Gene Ontology annotation, cellular component: dynein complex. NCBI's taxonomy places the organism in Eukaryota, Metazoa, Arthropoda, Insecta, Diptera, Drosophilidae. Gene Ontology annotation, molecular function: dynein intermediate chain binding; minus-end-directed microtubule motor activity; dynein light intermediate chain binding. The transcript has a single exon. Gene Ontology annotation, biological process: microtubule-based movement.